UCUCCAUAUAUUAAAUCAUCUCAAUCCUGAUGAAAAUGACUGGCUUAAAAUAAAUGAGUUGAUUGAUGUUUUAUCACCAUUUUAUUCAGCAACAUUACUGCUUUCAUCAUCCAAUUAUUCUACAAUUGGAGAAUUUCAUUUUACACUGUGGACACUAGUGAAAAACCUACAUAAACAGAUAGAAGUUGGCAAUACACAAUAUAUAGUAGCAAACUCAAUUUUUACAACUGAUGAAAUUACAAGAACAGUAACUGCAAUAAAACGUAAAUUAAUUCAUUACAACUCAAGUCUUAACAUUAAUAACAAUAAUGCAUCAACUAUCACCACCAAUAACCAAACAUCACCAUCACAAAUAAUUAAAAAUAGAAUUGAUGCACGUGCACAUAUAAGAAGUUUAGCUAGUUCAGGAGCUAAGGUUUCGGGAGAAAUACAACUAUUUUUCCCAAUCCCAAAUCUGAAACUAACUUCGCCAAAUAUUAAAAUUUCCGAAAUAUCCGAAGCCAUGUAA
Messenger RNA from Entrophospora sp. SA101, 508 nucleotides. NCBI's taxonomy places the organism in Eukaryota, Fungi, Glomeromycota, Glomeromycetes, Entrophosporales, Entrophosporaceae. The record is from the annotation of a GenBank genome assembly.